GAAAAGAAGUAAAUCUCAUGUUCAUUUUACUACAUCUACUGGUGUCUUAGGGACAUUUAAACAGCACAGAGAAGGAAUGAAAAGGCAAUAGAACAGCUCAGUAAGAUUCUGCAUGAAAAUGGGGCAAGUGCAAAUUUGCUGUCAUGUGCCAGCAAAGCGGCUCCUCCAGCUGCAGUGUCUGGCUGGGAGGAGAAAACAGAAGCCCACAACAGAUGAGAAGCUCAGACUGGGAAAUGAAGAGACUAGUAUGCUGUAAUUGGUAUCUUAGGAGCUGCAUGAAUGAAAUAACCCCUCAGGACUGCUCAGCACAGGUCUUCAGAGUGUCUGAGCAAGCAGCAGACUCUAUCAGCCCUCAGUGGCAGGACUGGGCUGCUUCAAAGUUCCUGGCCACUAACCACAAACACUGUCGCUUGCUGGGCUCAGUGAAGUAACCCGCAUGAGGCUCCUGCAGAUGAAUCACCAUCCAAACCUGAACCACCACCUCACACUCUGGAUUUACAUUUAAAACAGACAAGAGAUGAUUUCCAGGCUCCUUUGGGAGCUCUGCUCAGACAAGAAGCCAGCAGAAGCGGCAGGAGGGACAGCACCAAGAGAAGGAAGAGUCUGAUGCAAGAUGGGCUCCGAGUCCAUGGUGCCAGCUCUCCAGCAGCCUGGGUGCCGCGGAGGGAGCUCGUGUUCUCCUCGGGAGCGCGUGGGCUGAUGCUUUGCCACUCCACACACCUACUUCCUGCAAUCCUGGCAAUUACCAAUAGUGUAAAACCCAGCUUCUGACGUGGCUGACUCAGCAAGGGCUUGGCUCAAAACAAAUCCAUACGCACAAGGAACUGCAGCCUGGAAGCAGUGACAGGAGGCACAUGAAGAGAAAGAGGCGCUGGGGAUUUUCGGCGUUCCGGGUCCAAUCUGGCUGAACUGUUCCUGGACUUGCUUCUUCCAGCGUCCCGGUGCUGGUGAACGUGGCAGCCUCAGCUCUCCGAGGGCUUCAGCAGUCUCUCCUCUCCGCCUGUUGGACUGAGGUGCUGCUCCACCACAGCCUACAGGAACAGGGACGGAAGAGGUUGUUCCUGUCGUGCCGCCUGCUGCUGAUCCUGCGACACAAGUCCAGCACCUGCCUGUGAAGAGUCAUCAGUUUCCUCCUGCUCCUCUCAUCAGCAUGGAUACUUGGCGGAGAGGGUCCAUUAAAUCCACAACGUUCUUCAGACGGUUCUCACUCAGGAGACACAAAAAGCUGGGCAACCAAGUCAUCCUCCUUAACCAGAACAGCCACACGCUGGACAGUGAUGGACAGUGCCAGAAGAGGGAAUGCUUGAGGGAUCUGAAGGACAAGUCUGACUACCUGUCAUGUCAGAGUGAGCAAAACCUAGCCAAGGCACAAGCUCCCCCCAAGCCUCCCCGGCUGUACCUGGACAGUUCUAGCUGCCCCAACAUCAUCGACCACACAGAUUCUCACUCCAACAUCUCCUUUUCUGAUGCUACUCAAUACCAUAAAGCCACUCAAACUCAAUUCCACAAGGACCAGGCUACAGACUAUGGGACCUCAGAGUCAGGUUCCCAGAACGGCACCACUCUUUCUGACCUGUCUGACCCCUUCCUGUCCUUCAAAGUGGAUUUGGGGCUAUCGCUUCUCGAGGAUGUUCUGCAGACCCUCAGGAAACAGAACCCAAGAGAUUAUGCCAUUUGAAGGUAUUUAUCAUUUAACAUAUCCCAUUUCUUUACUGCUGCUGCCAGUUUCUCCAGUCCUAGCAGGAGGACGCAUGCAGCAUUCCUGUUGUGUGGCCUGUUUUGUUGUUCUCACCUUACCCAUCAUAGACUGUCCCUGUUCCUGUCCUUGCCACAGAGUUCUUCGGAGCAGAGCUUGCAGGCUCCUUGCUCAGAUGACAGCACUGUCUGCUGGAACCUUGUGGGCAAGGUCCCGUUCUCCACACUGGGAAUUCCCUGUUCCUGACUGUGCACCUCCUCCUUGUGGAAGAAUGGCAUCGUUUGGCAAAUGACUCGUUUUGGGGAUACGGCUGUGACACUGCAGAGCACGGACAGAAAGGGAUAUGGCACCAUCAUCAUCUCUGGAUAAGCAGGCGGCUUGCAAGGAGACAGUAGCAUUGCGUCUCAAAGCCAUAGUUACGGCAAGGGUCAGAGACACAAACUGGUCUUUCUUCUCCCACCGCGUUUGGAUGUGAAUGAAAUCAAAGCUGUUCUUCCUUUUUUUCUUCCUUGUGGGUUUCUUUCCCCCUAACUCAAGUGCAGUCGGCCCUCCCAGCCUGGAAACAGGUAAGCAUCCACACAGGCUCGUAAUACAGCAACAGCAGUUUAUUUAUCCUACUAGCAGGAGAAGAACUUUCUCUAGCUACUGCUGCUUGAAGCAUGCACUGAUCUAUCAGCUGUACAGAUAUGGAAGAAUAAAUGUAUCUGUGACUGGAA
Molecule: messenger RNA, 2412 nt
Organism: Pezoporus flaviventris
Lineage: Eukaryota; Metazoa; Chordata; Aves; Psittaciformes; Psittacidae
Gene: CUNH15orf62
Product: chromosome unknown C15orf62 homolog
Exons: 2
Coding region: 1151-1678 (175 amino acids)
Source: RefSeq, a predicted model, not a curated record